Molecule: messenger RNA, 4169 nt
Organism: Ctenopharyngodon idella (grass carp)
Lineage: Eukaryota; Metazoa; Chordata; Actinopteri; Cypriniformes; Xenocyprididae
Gene: dbpb
Product: D site albumin promoter binding protein b
Exons: 5
Coding region: 1028-2149 (373 amino acids)
Biological process (GO): regulation of transcription by RNA polymerase II
Cellular component (GO): nucleus
Molecular function (GO): DNA-binding transcription factor activity, RNA polymerase II-specific; RNA polymerase II cis-regulatory region sequence-specific DNA binding
Source: RefSeq, a predicted model, not a curated record
UUUCUGAGACACAACGUGUAGUUGCCAUCUCCUCUCGCAUGAUGAUCACGUUUCCAUCGGAUUACUAGUGAAGUGAAAAAGUGUGCCAUUCUCUUGACAGGCUUUUCCCCAAAAGGUUGCUCUCUGAUAUGACUGUGUAGAAACUUGACAGCAAUUAAUUCCAUAUUUUUACUCAUAUUUCUGAUGCUCUUUAAAACGGCCCACUUUACAACUUAGUAAUUAUGUGGCCGCCUGUUUAUGCGGGUGACAAACAUAGGGACAGCUUGGAGUGAAAUUAUUGACCAAUUUGUUUUUAAUCAGUGCUACCCACCCUGAGGAGCGAGCCUGUCACGAGGGGCGUGCCAUAUUAAUAUUAAACAUUGAUGAGCCUUCGUGCAGUGUUCGAGCUUCUACUCCGGGAGGUGUGACGUCACGUGAGCGGCUCGUGUUCGUUCCAGCUGAGCGAAAAGAUCGGACGGCUGAAGCUCAAAGCGUGCGGUAACUCACAUGCAGAGAGAACUGAACAGAAGGGGGUGACCACAGGGGGAAAAAGCGAUUGAGCGACUGAAUGGAAAAAAACGUCAACAUCCCACCAAUCGCACUACGCAGCAGAAAUUGACUCAGCAACACUUUCUUCGUUUUGUUUUCAUUUGUCAUUUUGAGACGACGCAAGUUUCGCGCAUUCAAGAGUUCAGCGUAUUCAAGUUAUCGUUUGCAGUAUUGGAUUUUUUUUUAUUCUCCCAGAUUUUCCCACUGUUCUCUGCUGGAAACGUUAUAUCCGGUUAAUUUGUUGCUUUUUUUCCCCACACGUUGGACUUGGACAUAACGCCAUUCUGGACAUUCGUCUGUAUUUUUUAAAAGUUCCGACAUAAGAAAAGCUGUCAACAUUUUCUGGAAGUACUGGGAAUGUAUAUGUUUAUCCACUCUACCAAUCUACAAUCAAAUGCAAGCAGAAUGGCACUCUUUGUUUAAACACCUUAUUUCCAAAUAAAGUACUGAACCACCCAAGCAUCUAGCGGUCAAAGGAGCUCAAUCCGGCAGACGUUGGAUGAUGGCCAGGCCGCUUUCACAGCUCCUUCCCCCGGACCUUCCCUCUGCCGGAGCCAGUCCGCAGUUUGGCAACAGUAGCCAGGCAGGAGGCUCACUUAACGGAGGACACUUAAACUCAACAGCAAACUUAAAGUCGCUCCUGCAGCUCCCCGUGAAGGGCGACCAGCGCGUCAAAGACUCUAGUGAAAUGAAGGGUAAGGACAGGUUAGAUAUGGAUGAGGACUCUCUUAGCCGUUGUCCUCUGCGCAACGGCUGCAGCAAUGGACUAGCCGCUGACAGCAAUGGAGCAGGCACUGGCAGCUUCUCUAACGGCAACAACAAUUCCUUCCUGGGCCCGUUGCUAUGGGAACGAACAUUGCCAUGUGAUGGCGGCCUGUUCCAGUUGCAGUACAUGGAUCUCGAGGAGUUUUUGACUGAGAACGGGAUGAGCAGCAUGCACAGUACCUCAAACUCCACUUCAGCUCAGAUACCCUCGCAAAGCUCUCAGUCCGCCAUUCCCAACCAGGGCUCCCAGUGCCUCCCCACCUCGCCCCCACACUGCUCCUCUUCCUCCUCACCGACAUCCACCACCACAUCUUCCUCGCCCUCUCUGCUUGGGCUGGACAUGCAUACGCCGCAAAGCAUGAUGGGAUCUGCAGACUGCUUGCACGGAACUCCACCAGGCAGCUUGGAGCCAACGCCCUCACCUUCUUCCACUACAUGUCCACCACUCCCUACUCCACCCAUCACUAACUGCAAUGAGUUAUUGCCAUCCUUUGACCCUGAUCCCGCAGACGUCGCGCUGUCGAGUGUGCCUGGACAGGAGGCGUUUGACCCCCGCAGGCAUCGUUUCAGCGAGGAAGAGCUCAAACCUCAGCCCAUGAUUAAAAAGGCUCGCAAGAUGCUUGUCCCUGAUGACCUAAAGGAUGAGAAGUAUUGGAGUCGGCGUUGUAAGAACAAUGAAGCCGCAAAGCGUUCUCGCGAUGCUCGUCGACUGAAGGAGAACCAGAUCUCUGUGCGCGCCGCCUUCCUUGAGCGUGAGAACGCUGCACUCAGACAGGAAGUAGCUGACAUGCGCAAAGAGCUCGGCCGGUGCCGUAACAUCCUGAACAAAUACGAGAGCCAUCACUUGGAUCAAUAAAAAGGAGAGGAAGAAAAGGCAAAUUGAGAUGAUGGAUGCAGAACGCAAUGAAUGUUCCUAUGAUAGUCACGCUAAAAGACAGAUGGAAAAUGUAUCAAAUACAUGGAUGGAUGUAUGAAGACGGCACAAGAGCUCAAGUUUUAAACUGGAGUGAGAGAGCAUGUCACCUCUCUUAAAUUUUUUUUUUUUUUUCCCAGUAAGGUACAAUGGCAAGAUUUUAAUUAUGGAGAGAAUUGUAUAUUUUUAUAUGAUAGAAAAACGCUUAAUGGUGAAAGGAAAUUUUUGAAAUUAAUUUUUGUAUAUUUUCUAUAUCUUUGGGGAGGCUGUAAAGUAAUGAUGGAGGGAACUGGUUGAGGUAUCACUGUAAUUUAAAAUGUGGUAUUUUUGAAGCGAUCAACUCUUAGCGGUUGAAAACUUUUGAUCUUGUGAAGGAGAAAAAUGAGGGGCAGAAUUUAAGCCUAGAACUUUAAAGAUUUAGAAAAUAACUUUCUAGAGAAAUUAAACUGUAAAAUACUGAGAAAAAAAUAUACAUUUAAAUUUGUAUAGAAAUGUUAAUAUAGAUUUAUUCAAGCACUUACGUUGUGAUAAACCUGCGCGUUAUAUUUUGGCAAUGGUGACCGAGAACAACCAUGGAUGACGGGAAAUGACAGGUGCAUCUUAACUCUUUGGGGAAAAACAUUGUUUAUCAGUCUACUGCUGAUAUUUAUUUGUCAUUCUCAAAUGAAAACUAAACAUGUAAUGAUGGUAAGGCGAUGGUUAGGAAAGACAUGCAUUAAUUGUCACACAUUUUAUUGGCAUUUUUUUUUGUUUGUGUUUAUUUCCUUGGUGAACUCCAUAGGAUUCUUUCUCUUCUUAAAGUUGCUAUCUCCUGUCUACAGUGUACUCAUCGUUUUAUAGGAAUCUGACUCACAUUUGCAAACAAAAAACAGCUUUUUAGCAACAGCACACAUCCACAACGUGCAGAUCUUAAGUGAACUUGCAGAGGCUGUUCUUGCUGUGCAAAAACACAAUUUGGACCUCUAUGGAUUGAAUAUAUAUAUAUGGGACAUGACUUUCAUCUGAUUGUACAGAAUGAUUUCUUGUAAUGGAUGCACGGGAAAUUGCAUUUCAAAACAGGUUGACGUGUAGACAUUUGGCUAUGUCUGCGUUAUUGCUGGUUUUGCACCUGUAUAUGCAAACACAUUGAAGCCAAUGAGCGCUCUUACUUUUAUUGGAACAAUACUGAAUUUUUACAACCUGUUUACUGGUGUCAGUACAAAUGUUUCAAAAUCUAUUCGUUUUGUGGUUCCUCGCUGGUUCUCCAGUCACGUCUGUUUCUUUCCUUAACGACCAUUAAAGUAACUUCACUUAUUAUGAAUUAUUAUUGAUCUGAUCAUUAUUACUAUUGUUGUUAAUACUACAAAUGAAUUAUAAUUUUUGUUGUUUUAUUUCCUUGAUAUUGUCUAUUUUAUGUUCCUUUAAAGAAAAAUCCCACAAGUCUCCUCUCAGCUAUGGAGAUUUUGUCACUUCUUAUUUGUUACAGCAUUCAUCGUCAACACCAGCUGUAGAAGAAGUGUUGCCCUGACUGCCAGGUCAAUUUGUUUAUCAGAGGAACACUGGAAAAGAAAACUGGUGCCCUUGGCGAUCACAAACUCUGCUUCCCUGAAAUAAAUGGAUUUUUUUUCUCUUUAUUUCUGUACACUAGCAUUAUAAAGACCCAUCAUACCGUUUGCUCCGUCUUUCUCUUUUUUGUGCAUGUAGGUGUUUUUACGAACCGCCUUUUUUACCCAGUAAUUUGCUGCCUGUUUCUCAUCAGUGACAAUAUACUUUUGCAGAUGGAUUUUGGGUAAUGUAGUCCUUACCUUUCUGCACUUCAACAUGUGGAUGACUAUGAACAAUUUGUGUUGUGAUUCUUGUUUUUUUUAUGUACAAAUGCCCUAAUGCAUCAGUGUUACCCACACUGCACCUAGCCAAAGUAAUGCAGGGGAAUGUAGUCUUUUUCUCCAAGACCACAAAUAAACUCUUGUUCUUACUCACUAAA